GGGCCAUGGCAGCGGCGGCGAAUGCAGCCGAGGGGCUCUCGGGUCUGGGGCCUCCCGGGCAAGUGAUUCAUCUGAACGUCGGAGGCAAGAGAUUCAGUACCUCUCGCCAGACUCUCACCUGGAUCCCAGACUCCUUCUUUUCCAGUCUUCUGAGCGGACGCAUCUCAACGCUGAAAGAUGAGACCGGAGCAGUGAGUAGGGGAAGAGCUGAAAUAGGGCGGCCGGUCGAGGGAGGGACAGGACCCCCAGUCAGUCCCGCUCUUUGCUCCGUACAUCGUCUGCGCCCUUUUCCCGCAGAUCUUCAUCGACAGGGACCCCACCGUCUUCGCCCCCAUCCUCAACUUCCUGCGCACCAAAGAGUUGGACCUCAGCUGCGGGAGGAGUUGGAUCGAUCUUCUUGUGGAAACGUCCUCUUCAAUGGUUACCUGCCCCCACCAGUGUUCCCGGUGAAACGACCGAACCGGCACAGCCUGGCGGGGCCCCAGCAGGUAGGGGGACGUCCAGCCCCUGUUCGACGGAGCAACACAAUGCCCCCCAACCUGGGCAAUGCAGGGCUGCUGGGCCGAAUGCUAGAUGAGAAAAUCCCUCCCUCCCCCUCAGGGCAACCGGAGGAGCCGGGGAUGGUGCGCCUGGUGUGUGGACACCACAACUGGAUCGCCGUGGCCUAUACCCAGUUUCUUGUCUGUUAUAGGCUAAAGGAAGCCUCUGGCUGGCAGCUAGUGUUUUCCAGCCCCCGCCUGGACUGGCCCAUUGAGCGAUUGGCGCUCACAGCCCGGGUGCCUGGUGGGGCUUUGGGUGAGCACGACAAGAUGGUGGCAGCGGCCACAGGCAGUGAGAUCCUGCUGUGGGCACUGCAAGCAGAAGGCGGUGGCUCUGAGAUAGGAGUCUUCCAUCUGGGGGUGCCUGUGGAGGCCUUGUUCUUUGUUGGGAACCAGCUCAUUGCCACAAGCCACACCGGGCGCAUUGGGGUGUGGAAUGCUGUCACCAAGCACUGGCAGGUCCAGGAGGUGCAGCCCAUCACCAGUUACGAUGCUGCAGGCUCCUUUCUCCUCCUGGGCUGCAACAAUGGCUCUAUCUACUAUGUGGAUGUGCAGAAGUUCCCCCUGCGCAUGAAGGACAACGAUCUCCUUGUCAGCGAGCUCUACCGGGACCCGGCAGAGGACGGGGUCACUGCACUCAGUGUCUACCUCACCCCCAAGACCAGUGACAGCGGGAACUGGAUCGAGAUUGCCUACGGCACCAGCUCAGGGGGUGUGCGGGUCAUUGUGCAGCACCCUGAGACAGUGGGCUCGGGGCCCCAACUCUUCCAGACCUUCACUGUGCACCGCAGCCCCGUCACCAAGAUCAUGCUGUCAGAGAAGCAUCUCAUCUCAGUCUGUGCUGACAACAACCAUGUGCGGACAUGGUCUGUGACUCGCUUCCGAGGCAUGAUUUCCACCCAGCCUGGCUCCACCCCACUUGCUUCUUUCAAGAUCCUGGCGCUGGAAUCGGCCGACGGGCAUGGUGGCUGCAGUGCUGGAAAUGACAUUGGACCCUACGGUGAGCGAGAUGACCAGCAAGUAUUCAUUCAGAAGGUGGUGCCGAGCGCCAGCCAGCUCUUUGUGAGGCUUUCAUCUACUGGUCAGCGGGUGUGCUCUGUGCGCUCGGUGGAUGGCUCACCCACAACUGCCUUCACAGUGCUAGAGUGUGAAGGCUCCCGGCGGCUUGGCUCUCGGCCCCGGCGCUACCUGCUUACGGGCCAGGCCAAUGGCAGCCUGGCCAUGUGGGACCUGACCACCGCCAUGGACGGCCUUGGCCAGGCCCCUGCAGGUGGCCUGACAGAGGAAGAGCUGAUGGAACAGCUAGAACAGUGCGAGCUGGCCCCACUGGCUUCUUCACGGGGCUCUCUCCCCAGCCCCUCACCCCGCAUCUCUCUCACCAGUCUCCACUCAGCAUCCAGCAGCAUCUCCCUGUCUGGCCGCCAUGGGAGCCCAAGCUCCCUGCAGGCUGAGGCCCAGCGCCGUGGGGGAGGCAGCUUCGUGGAACGCUGCCAGGAACUGGUGCGGAGCGGGCCGGAGCCCCGACGACCACCAACACCAGCCCCCCGGCCCCCCACAGGUCUUGAGGCUCCACUUACACCCCCCAGGGUGAAGCUCAAUGAAACUUCCUUUUAAACACAACUGCCAUUGUGCCUUUAAACACCCUGGUCCUAGGGAACUCAGGUGCCUCCCUGCCUCCUGUCAGAGCCUUGGGUUCAGGGCCAGGGCCUCCUUGGAGUGAUCAUUGUUACUCGGCCCCCACCUUCCCCCUUUUCUGGAAGCCAAAGUCUCCCUCCCCAAUAAAAUCCUCACUGCCAACA
This is a messenger RNA of Galeopterus variegatus (Sunda flying lemur), 2338 nucleotides long. RefSeq names its product SH3KBP1 binding protein 1 (gene SHKBP1). Lineage: Eukaryota; Metazoa; Chordata; Mammalia; Dermoptera; Cynocephalidae. Gene Ontology annotation, molecular function: protein binding. Gene Ontology annotation, biological process: protein homooligomerization. Bases 6 to 2153 code for a protein of 715 amino acids. The transcript is spliced from 16 exons. The record is from RefSeq and is a predicted model, not a curated record.